Conger conger (European conger) is the source of this 2701-nucleotide messenger RNA. Its product is annotated as vacuole membrane protein 1-like. The transcript has 11 exons. The record is from RefSeq and is a predicted model, not a curated record. Gene Ontology annotation, biological process: Golgi organization; autophagy. Gene Ontology annotation, cellular component: endoplasmic reticulum; membrane; endomembrane system. Bases 97 to 1461 code for a protein of 454 amino acids. NCBI's taxonomy places the organism in Eukaryota, Metazoa, Chordata, Actinopteri, Anguilliformes, Congridae.
CUCCAUAGCACAUGACUGGGUACCAUGGCUGGAGAUGGUUAUAGGUUUAAGCACUAAUAGAGGCAUCAAAGUUGACCAUAGAUUUCAAUAGCAUUUAUGUAUAGUUAUUGUACUACUCGGGUUACUCUAGCUGCCAACCGUGGUAUGCUACUUGGUGCCCUGGCCCUCAACACACCCACUGAGAUGGCACAAAAUGGAGGAGACCUUGAAUUACCACAGAGACGAUUAGGUGGGCCCAAGGAGCAGCCCAACGGGAAGCUUGCAGACGCCCUGUCACUGGAGGAGCGGAAACAGCGGGACCGCGAGGAGCGGCUGGAGCUGCUCCUGUGGAGGAAGCCGCUCGUCACCCUGCACUACUUCCUCCUGGAGUCUCUCAUCACCCUGAAGGACUGGACCUGCAGGCUCUGCCAGCAGAGGGCGACAGUGCUGGCUGUGCUGCUGGGGCUCGCCUGCUUCUCCUUCAUGUACUCUGUCGAGGGAACGCAUCAGAAGUACGUGCAGCGCUUGGAGAAGAAGCUCCUGUGGUGCGUCUACUGGCUGGGCCUGGGCGUCCUGUCCUCCGUGGGCCUGGGAACGGGCCUCCACACCUUCCUGCUGUAUCUGGGUCCCCACAUAGCGUCGGUCACUCUGGCCGCGUACGAAUGCAGCUCGGUGAACUUUCCGGAGCCCCCCUACCCCGACCAGAUCACCUGCCCCCAGGAGGAGGGGGCGGAGGGCAGCAUCUCACUCUGGGCCAUCAUCUCCAAAGUUCGUCUGGAGGCCUGUAUGUGGGGGGCCGGCACUGCCAUCGGAGAGCUCCCGCCCUACUUCAUGGCUCGGGCCGCAAGGCUGUCGGGCACCGAGCCUGACGACGAAGACUACGCAGAGUUUGAAGAGAUGUUAGAACAGGCAGAGAAUGCUCAGGACAUUCCCACCCGAGCAAAACUCGCUGUCCAGAAGAUGGUGCAGAAAAUAGGAUUUUUUGGAAUUCUAGCCUGUGCCUCCAUUCCAAACCCAUUGUUUGAUCUAGCUGGUAUAACAUGUGGCCAUUUUUUGGUGCCUUUUUGGACAUUUUUUGGGGCAACACUCAUUGGAAAAGCAGUCAUCAAAAUGCAUAUCCAGAAAUUGUUUGUUAUCAUAACGUUCAGCAGGCACAUAGUGGAGCAGAUGGUGUCCCUGAUUGGUGCUGUCCCCUUACUGGGGGCCUCUCUCCAGAAGCCCUUCAGGGAGUACCUGGAGGCUCAGAGGGCCAAGCUUCACCACCAGGCUGGCGAGGGAUCCCCCACGGUAAGCACAGGCUGCCGACGCCCGCUUCUUCUUCCUCCCCUACCCCCCUCCUCAUCCUCCCUUAUCUUCAGUUAUUUUUAUGCGGUCUGCCUCCCAUGUAGCUUUUGUGCAAGUUUACAUAAGCGCUCGCUCGUUUUGUUUAAAGGGGCGCCUUUGGAAACGUCUGUCAGUUCACCUGUGCGGUGGUUCGUGUAGUCGCGUUAUAUAUAGUCUGUUAUAUUUGACGCGUGAGCGUCCGCGUAGCUGUCGCAGGCUGCGGCGUUUCGGGAGCUAGACGGGGGCCGGGGGCCCGGGGCCGGGGGCGCGGGAGAAGGGGCAGACACGGGGUCGGCCCCAGGGUUGCUGAGUCAUACGCUCGACGGGCUGUGGGCCUCCGGAGGAGACUGAGACUCCCACGUGCCUCCUCACUCUGCCAGGGAGAGAGGGAGAGGGAGAGGGAGGGAGAGAGAGAGGAACAGAGGGAGAGAGAGAGAGAGGUUGAGAGAGAGCAUGGGGAGAGAGAGGGAGAGAGGAAAGAGAGAGAGAAAGAGAGAGAGGGAGAUAGUGUGCUUGUCAAGGGCCGUGGAGCUACUGAACAAAAGGACAGUUAUCUGCCUCUCUGAAGUGUGGCCAUGUACUGAGAGAAAUAUUCAUGCAAACUUUUUUUUAAAAGAAAAAAAGAAAAAAAAUACGCAUAAAACCAAAACAAAACCGGAGUUGCGAAACACAGGGUUCAAGCAGUUCAGCGCGAUGUUCUGUUUCUCGUAACAUGAACCCCCUCACCCCACCGAAGUUAAAGGAGAAACACAGGACGAAUAACUUCUGAAAAUAAAAGAUUCCUGUAUGUAUGAGAGAGAGAAGGAAAUGUGUUUUAAAAGAAAAAAAAAGAAGAUAUUACUUAAAAAUCUUACAGUUCGUUGAGGGAUUUUUUUUGUCAUUGAAUCAUUUGUUCUUCUGUACGCUUCAAUAGCCUCAGUGAGCAGGGGGUGUGUGAGUGUGAGUGUGUGAGAGAGUGUGUGAGAGAGUGUGUGUGAGAGAGAGUGUGUGAGAGAGAGUGUGUGAGUGAGUGUGUGUGAGAGAGAGAGAGAGAGAGAGAGAGAGAGAGUGUGUGAGUGUGAGUGAGUGAAUGAGUGAGAGAGAGAGUGUGUGUGUGUGUGUGAGAGAGAGAGAGAGAGAGAGAGAGUGUGUGUGUGUGUGUGUGUGUGUGUGUGUGUGUGUGUGUGUGUGAGAGAGAGAGAGAGAGAGAGAGAGAGAGAGAGAGAGAGAGAGAGAGAGUGUGUGGUGACCGGAGGUCUCUUUGUUCCCACUUGGCAGGGGGAGAGCUGGCUGUCCUGGUUGUUGGAGAAGGUGGUGAUCAUCAUGGUGUGUUAUUUUGUUUGUUCUGUCAUUAACUCCAUGGCACAGAGCUAUGCCAAGCGCCUACAGCAGAAAAAGUACUCUGAGGAGAAAACAAAGU